Messenger RNA from Chara braunii, 5858 nucleotides. The record is from the annotation of a GenBank genome assembly. NCBI's taxonomy places the organism in Eukaryota, Viridiplantae, Streptophyta, Charophyceae, Charales, Characeae.
AUAUGCGCCGACAAUGAAACGACGCCAGAUUAAAGGAGAAAAGACGAACGAGAACGGGCUGCGACGAGCGGGUUUGGAAUGUACCCAGGACAGUGGAUGAGGGCACAGGGUGGGGGAAACGUGGCAUGGACCCAGGAGGAGCUCGCUGUGUGCAAUGGCCGGGUGAAUGACGGACACAGCAUCGAGCAAGAUGCGGUCAACCCGCACGCUUUUUGCGUCUUUGGAUGCGAAGAUAAUCAAGAGUUUGAACUCAUGGUAAGAAGAGGUUUGGGAACGAGUGCCAUUGCAGGAGGAGGCCAAACGUGUCAAUUUGUGACAUUUGAUGGUGAUGAUGAUGAUGAGGAGGAUGAUGCUGUGGAGAUGCUUGGAUGCAUGCAGGCAGGUUACAGGGCAGCAGGAAGAAGAGGUUGGACAUGGCAGGUGAAUGAGGGAGGAGGAAGCGGGUUGGAAAGAGGAGGACGGGGAUGGCGAGAAGGAUGGACAGGAGCAUGGUUGUCGGACAGGCUCGACGGGUGGGUGGAACAGGUGCAGGAAGUGGACGUGGAAGCAGAUGGUAAAUGUGGAAAAAACGGAACAGGUGUAACUGGUGGACAAUAUUGGGAACUGGUGGGAUGGUUGAGGGUUGUCCGGGAGGAUAAGGGAUCAGAGGUGGACAAGGUUGCAGGAGGUGGAACAGGCGGAGAAGGUGGAGCAGGUGGAAAAUGGGAAACAGGUGUGGUAGGUGGAAAUGGGCGAACGGGAGGAGCAAAUGCUUGGGGUGAAACAGAAGGAGAAAGGGGGGGGGGGGCGCUAAUGAGAACUGGUGCGAUAGUUGGGGGCUUGAAGGGAGGAUCAGGAGGNCUGGUGAGGGGCCGGCGGAUUAGAGGCUGUGCUGCAAAAGCAGGCGGUAUAACGGAAGCAGCUGGCACGCAGCAGGAGGUGCGAGCUCGAAAGCAGGUGCAGCAGCAGAAUGAUAUGGAGUUGUGCGCGCCGGUGCGACAGCAGCAGCACGUGGUGGUUCUGUGGGAGUUCCGAUUGCAGAGCAGGUGCAGGAUUAGGAGGAGCAGUAGGAAUGUGUGCAACAUAUGUGAAUUGAUAUUGGGGGAGGUGGAGGUCGGGCUGCUGCAGGGGGGGUUCAGCAAAUGUGGCAGAGGGGGAGGAGGUGCAGGGUCGGGAGCAGGACAAGGCACAGCGUGCCGCAUUCUGCACCUGUGCGAUAUCCUGCAUCCUGCACCACAGUGCAGUGGCAGCAGGAGCUGGAGCUUUGGAGCUUUGAUUACGGAGCAGGUGCAGCGGCAGCAGGAGCUGGAGCUCUGGAGUCCUGAUGUCGGAGGAGGCUGCGCACUCGCGCAUCCGAGGUGUGUGAAGGGGUGGCUGAGCUGUAUUAGUUCGGGCAAUGCAGCUGUGAUGACAUCUGGAACAUGGGGUAAGAAUGGGGCAAAACAGGCAUCCUCUGCCUGUAACUCCUCCUGCGUAGCGUUCAACGGUAAAGGAGUGGGUGUCAGUGGAGCCUCCGCGGCGAAAUAUCCAAAGACUGUAGUACAGAAGGAGAAACUCGCUCCUAAAGUAGAGAGGGAAGGACACGGGGCCGGGCGCCCCUCUCCAGACCGGCAUGUGAAGGAGUCACAGCCCUGUAUGGUGAGGGAAGCCCCCAAGGGUGCUCAAUGCACCAGAGGUGCUACUGGGCCCGAGAAAGUCAAAGAAGGCGAUUCUCUUGGUCACCAUCACGUCACAAAGAGAUCACGAUCAGGUCUGCCGAAUGGAACUGCUGCGGAGGGAACACAUGGGGCUUUGGGACGGAAAUCCGCCGUUUUUGGGAGAUACAAUUUAGAUGUCAAAGCAUCUGAGGUGGUUAGGGAUUGCUCAUAUGCUGUGCCGUCCUCGGAUUCAUCGUUAUCGAGUUGUGGACAAGUCUCUGCCCAUGUUGCGAGGAUGUCUGCCGAGGACGAUGUUCACAGGCCCGCGGCAGAUGCAUCACGCGAUGAGAAGAAGGUUGAGACUGCAAAAUUCAGUCAUCGGUUCAGUGAAACUUCUGCGUCAAGUGUUCCUAUCAAGAAGCGCAGGAUUCAGCUGGUGGAGGUGACGCGGUCUCCAUCACCUCCAGCGCAUGUGGCGCCUCAGAAGAAUGCCCGUGCGUCAUGUACGGGAGUGCCAUCAGCUCUUGUGGACGAAAAAGACAUUGAAAAUGGUAGUGGAGAGGAGGGAGGUAAGCCCAGCGGUCAGCAGGAACAUAAUCUCCAAGCUGGUGAGGGAGGUAUGGCAGUGCGGCAAGGUCAUGUGGUUUGCAGGGCGGAGAAGUGUAAAUCAAUCGUCGAGGACGGGCCUACUUCAAUUCCAAGCUCAUUGUGCAACGUGAGUGUGGUGGCAGAUGGCGAAUCUUCCAGGUGUGAGAGAAAAGCAGGCAAGGAGGGAUGCAAGAACAAAGAGGGAAGAAGUGAAGUGGCAGAAAAGGCAGAUGUGGAGCCCUCUAGCAGUUGGGGGGAACAGGGUUGGUGUGGUCGUGGCCGAAAGAGGGUGAAAAGAACUGAAACAGGAUCGUUAGCUGCACAGGAAGCCUCGGAGAAGGUUGCAGAAGAUCUCCGCAACAGUGUAAGAGGGGAUUCAUGCCUCAUGGAUCGGGGUCGGGACGAGUCGAAGAGCCACAGCGAGUUCAAAGUACGGAUCAAUAUGAAGCUGCUGAGGGAAGGGAAAAGAGAUACAAAAAAUGGGCGGUGGAGGAGUGGGGAGGAGGAAUCACGAGCCGAAGAAGUGGCCAUGAGGUGUUCUCGAACUGUUGGUAAUGACAGGGAGGGCCAAAUUGCUUCAGCGGAAACAACGGAGAGCAAGCUAGCAUACGGAGAGGCGAUGACUGCCCUCACGGUUGCCGAAAGCAGUGUGGCUGCAGGGGUGGAGGACAGUCCACAAGUUGGGUCAGAAGGGCGGGAGAGUGGUGGUGUUUUGGAGCGGCAAUCUGCUGGACACAGCCGGCUGAUGCAGUCCAUUACAUGUGCACACAGUGAGGGUAGUAGAAAACGAGAGGGGAGUGCUGAACGGCCAGCGAGUGGAAUGGAAGAUGCACCGGCGGGAAAUAGGGGGGGGCUGAUAUGCCGACGAUGUGAGGGGAGUCUUAGCAGCGACUACAGCUGCAAGAAUGACCUCUCUGCAAAGGGAGGAACACGAAAUGAAAGUGUGAGUAGCGACAUGGCAGCGGAGAUUGCAUCUUGGGAACGUCAGGUUGUGGAGAGAGAGCUCCCAAUAGUAAAGGAGGGUUGUGGCAAGGAGACGGAACAGGAGGCGGGCGAGUCGGAGGUCGAGGCUGUGGACGGGGCUGGGCUGGGAGCUGCAAGUUUGAGGUCGCCCAGAUCAGAAAGUGUGGAUUCACUGCGGGCAGAAUCCGGUGUACAUAGGGGGCAAGGAGAGGGGGUAGGAGAUCAAACAGCCCGGGCUGUAAAUCCUGAAAUAAAGCGAGGACCAUCUGCGACAGGAACUGGACAUGGAUUAGAUGGGGCAGGAGGAGCAGCUGAGGAGAAGGCGGGGGAGUCCGGUGCCAAUGUGAUGGAGGUCAUGGAUGAUGGUGCGGGCAAAGCAUUCCUGCUAUGUCAGAGGGCGGAUCCCCACGACAUACAUUCCCUGGAGCUCGAUGAUGAUAUGGGGGAUCGAGAGAUGAUCCAAAUCAUGGAGGGGGAAAGAGAUUCGGGUGGAACCUCGGAAGAUUUUGUAGUUGGUGAUGCUGAAGAAGACGGCCACGAGCUCCUUGAGGAAGAAGAGGUGAUGGAUGUGCUUGUUUCGGAUGAUUAUGUAGAUACUAUAGAGAAGGUGGAGGAUGUGACCAACGCCGCCAUGGAGACAGGCGGGGAGAAGGGGAACGAACUUGUUGCUCAGGGUGGAGGGAUCAACUGCGUCAAUGCAAUUGAAGAGGGAUGUGGGAGUGAGGCUGUCAAGCUGGGCAGGUCGGAAAAGAGGAGACUUGGCGCAGACUGUACCCUUGGCGAUGGAAGUGAUAUCAUGGUUGGCCGAGACGCGGGGAGUGUGGAGACCAAUGGUAAAGGAGGUGGGAGCGUUAAGGAGUGCCAGUGGGAGUUAUGUGUGGAGAUGAAGAAUGACAGGGGCAAUGGAAUAAGAAAUGGGGAAAGCGCAGAAGUGAAGACGAGGAAGAGGGAGGGAAGUAUGGGACGAGAAGAUUGGCAUGCUGCAAACGCAGAGGAGAUCAAAGCUGGUCGGGACAGAGUGGCGUUGAACCCAACGAAGGGAAAGUCUUGGAGCUUGGAUGACAGUGAUGGGAGCGCAGAGCAUGGGAGCCAGGUGUGUGAUGAGAGCACUGUGUCUCUUGCUGAGACGAGGAACGACGAGGUAACCCGUGAUAGAGAGAUUUGCCGUGAGAGUACUGCCGCAACUGCCUCCGGAGAGGGCGGGGAAAGUUCUACAAAGGGCCCUGAUAGUGCAAGGAUUAAGUCAACAGGGUGGGAUAAGCUGCCUGAAGGUUUUGAAGGGCGGCCAGAAGAGGCUUUAAAGUUGAUGAGUGCAUCUAUGAGGCGCAGAGGUGGAAGCAGCGGAUGGUGUGCUACGUGGGGUGGUGUGGGAAGGGGCGGCAUUGGUGGAGCAGAGAGGUCGGCGGUAGGAUUGUCGGGUCUCAGGGUAGGCACAGCUGGAACUGGGGGCAGAGGAGGUGGUCGAGGGAGCUUGCGAGCUAGCCUGAUGGAGAGGCUGGAUGCUGGCACUGCAGAGGGGAGAGUCGAAGGAAGAGCAAGAAGCUUGCACACUGCGAGGAUCGAGUUGUGCGACCGUCAGAUCCCGAUCCCGAUCCCUCGAGAGAAACGACUCACAUGUCUGGAGAGAGGACCUGACAUUGUUACAGUGAGCAAUGCGAUUGACCCGAGCGGUGCUGUUCCUAGUAGCGAGGAGUUUGUUUAUUAUUCUGGUGAGGAUGCUGAGAGGUGGCGCAGCGUGCUGCCUGUUCUCGGGCAAGCAAGCAAGCAAGCAAGCUCUUGCAAGCAAGCAAGCAAGGAAGCAAGCGAGUAGGGAUCUCUCCCUGUAUUUGAUGGAAAGCCUAUUUACAUUGUGCGCAUCCUGUGACGAUCUAGCAUCUUGCUUAAGCUGUCUUUCUGCCGUGGCCUGCUCCGCUGACAGCAUGGUUGGACAGUUCAUGAAGGAGUGAGUGACUUGUAUGGGAUGAUUGCUCUCUGGGCCUAAUCUCGCCUUAUUUAUUGGAAUUAUACCGCUGCAUUCCAUAAGGGACAUAUGGACUUCGUCAACUUUUGACGCAUGCUUGGGAUCCCGGAGUCACCGGUCGCAAAGAUCGUCGCACCGAAUGCUGUAUAUGUAUAUCAGUCUUCUUCCCCGGCCGCAGGUGUCCUUCCUUCCUGCCAACCCCGAAUAGAGCCUGCGCUGCGCUCGCCGCUUGCCCCCUCUUGCUGUCAACCACCACCUUGCCUUUUUUGUGCUGUGCUGGGCCAUAUCAUGCACCCACCUUUGCCAUGUGCAAGUGCCGGGAGCGACACUGAAAGAGGCGGCAACGCCGGCAAGGUCCUAUCUGGUGCCAGAGUCUGAAAUCGCCAUCCCAUCCCUCACGUUCGUUGCAUGAGCUGUUGUACCAGCAUCCUAAUCUCAGCAGGAGUGAGGUGUGCCGGUGAAUUGGAUCUGAAUGGAGGGAGGGGAUUUGCUUGCUUUGGGCAGUCAUGAUGGGGGGUAGCCCUUCCUUCGAGGGUGUGGCUUCUUCCGUUUUGAACACUGUGCACUAUCCGGGGACAAAACUUCCUUCGAGGGUGUGGCUUCUUCCGUUUUGAACANUCCGUUUUGAACACUGUGCACUAUCCGGGGACAAAACUUCCUUCGAGGGUGUGGCUUCUUCCGUUUUGAACACUGUGCACUAUCCGGGGACAAAAUGAAAUAAAAUGCGCGCG